This is a messenger RNA of Arachis duranensis, 540 nucleotides long. RefSeq names its product delta(3,5)-Delta(2,4)-dienoyl-CoA isomerase, peroxisomal-like. Bases 1 to 540 code for a protein of 179 amino acids. The transcript has a single exon. NCBI's taxonomy places the organism in Eukaryota, Viridiplantae, Streptophyta, Magnoliopsida, Fabales, Fabaceae. Gene Ontology annotation, cellular component: peroxisome. The record is from RefSeq and is a predicted model, not a curated record. Gene Ontology annotation, molecular function: delta(3,5)-delta(2,4)-dienoyl-CoA isomerase activity.
AUGGUGGAGGAGAAAUACAAAACCCUAGAGGUAGUAGAGAAGAACCCCAAAUCAGGGGUGUUCCACCUUUAUUUGAAUCGUCCGAGACAACGCAACGCUCUGACGCAUGAUUUCUGCACUGAGUUUCCCAAAGCCCUGUAUGCCCUGGACCACAACCGUGACGUCAACGUCAUCGUGUUAUCCGGCGCCGGUGAUCACUUCUGCUCCGGCAUCGACAUUUUCCAGUUGAAAUCUAUCACACAGUCCUACCACGAUGCCGGAGAGAGUCUCCGUCGGCAGAUCCUGGCGAUGCAAGAUUCUAUCACGGCGUUGGAGCGGUGCCGGAAGCCAGUGAUUACUAGUACCCAUGGCGCUUGCAUCGGUGGUGCAAUUGACAUCGUGACAGCCUGUGACUUAAGGUAUUGCAUGGAGGAAGCAUUCUUUUCGGUGAAGGAGGUUGAUGGCCAUGGCACCCACACCGUUUCCAUCGUGAUUGAGAGAGAGAGAGAGAGGAGGGGGGAGGAGAUGAUAGUGGUCGUGGUAGAGAGAGGGGUAGUUUAG